UCAAUUCCUCACUUCAGUGACCGAAACUCCACCACCCGAAACCACCAAUCGGUCGUUAGAGCCCUCUGUAACUCGCCGCAGCACAAUGAGAUUCACUUCAUCACUCACUAUUACUCCAAAAUGGCUGUGUCUUCGUUCGCUUCUCCUCUUAGUUUUGUCAGCCAACACUGCAUUUUGUGGUGAACUUGUCAAGUCUUUGCCAGGCUUUGACGGCCAAUUACCAUUCAAACUUCAAACUGGAUACGUGAGUGUGAAUGAUUCCGAGCUAUUCUACUAUUUCAUUGAGUCCCAAGGAGAUCCUGAAACAGAUCCAUUCUUCUUCUGGUUUAGUGGAGGCCCUGGUUGUUCUUCCUUCAACGGACUCGCUUAUGAAAUUGGUCCAAUACAGUUUGAUAUUGACAACUAUAAUGGCGGGUUACCAAGAUUACUCUAUUACCCAUAUACUUGGACCGAGACAGCUAGUUUUGUAUUUGUAGACUCACCAGUGGGUACUGGUUUUUCCUAUUCAACAUCAUCGAAUUGGAAAAGCUCUGACACUUUAUCAGCAGAACAAGCUUAUCAAUUUGUGAGAAAGUGGUUGGAAGAACACCCAAAAUAUCUCCAUCUUCGAUUGUUCAUUGGAGGUGAUUCUUACUCUGGCAUGAUCGUUCCAUUAAUUACCCAAAAAAUUGUGCUAGGUAAUGAUGCAGGCUUGAAGCCUCAUUUGAAUCUCACGGGAUAUUUGGUUGGGAGCCCUAUCACAGACAUGUAUCUGAACAGUAAUUCAAGAUUUAUAUUAGCUCAUCGAUUGGCUCUUAUAUCAGACCAACUCUAUGAGAAACUGAAAUCAAGUUGCAAGGAGGAUUAUGUGUAUGUGGAUCCAAACAACACGGCAUGUCAAACUGCUAUCUCUCAAUACGAGAAGAACGUACAAGAAAUAUGGAGCAAUAACAUAUUGGUACCGAAUUGUGCGUUUGCGUCUCGUAAUCCUUACGGGCAACGAAGACUUCAAAAGCCACAUCAAAAAUUAUCCUCUGAUUUAUGGUGUUGGGCUUUCAACUACACACUAUCAUACCAUUGGGCAAAUGAUCCAAGCGUACAAGAAGCCUUACAUGUUAGAGAGGGUAAAGUGAAGUACUGGGAACGUUGCAACCAAACCAUGUCAGAGUCAUACAUAUACGACGUCGAAACUGUUGUCGAGGUUCAUCGAUGGCUCAGUCGCAGGAAACUGGAAGUUCUUGUCAAUGGUGGAGACCGAGAUCUGGUAGUUCCAUACGUGGCGACGGACACGUGGCUUAAAAUAUUAAACUUGACCGUUUCCUCUCAGUGGCGACCUUGGUAUGUCGAUGAUCAAGUUGCCGGAUAUACCCGAAAGUAUGAUGAGGAGACAAAUGGAUUUCGAUUAACAUAUGCUACACUGAAGGGUGCGGGUCACACAGCUCCAGAGUAUUCUCGUAAACAAUGCUAUGAGAUGUUUCAAAGGUGGCUCCAUUUCUACCCCUUGUAAUUCGCUUUCUAAAUUUUUAGAUUUUGAUGGUCCAGUUUUCAACUCAGAUGUUGUAAUAAUCAUGACUGGCAAUUACCAAAAACACAACAUGAGAGAUACAACUAAUAUGUGCUUGCAUGUCGUUUUUAUUUUUUAAA
This is a messenger RNA of Prosopis cineraria, 1623 nucleotides long. RefSeq names its product serine carboxypeptidase-like 18. Gene Ontology annotation, biological process: proteolysis; secondary metabolic process. The transcript has 14 exons. The coding region runs from base 86 to 1486 and encodes 466 amino acids. Gene Ontology annotation, molecular function: acyltransferase activity, transferring groups other than amino-acyl groups; serine-type carboxypeptidase activity. The record is from RefSeq and is a predicted model, not a curated record. NCBI's taxonomy places the organism in Eukaryota, Viridiplantae, Streptophyta, Magnoliopsida, Fabales, Fabaceae.